AUGAAAAUCAGUUCUCAGAAGAACGCAUACGUUCCUCCUCAUCUCCGUAACUCUGGUGGUGGUGGUGGUGGUGGCGGCGGCGGCGGCGGCGGCGGCGGCGGCGGUUACAACCGCAAUCAAGAGAGCAAGGACUCCCGCGGCGGCGGCGGUGGCUGGGGUGGUGGUGGUGGUGGUGGUGGUGGCUACAACAAUGACCGCGGCGGUGGUCGCCAGGGUGGAGGUUAUUGUUACGGCGAUCGUAGUUACGGUUAUGGAAACGAUCGUGGUUACGGUGGCCGAUCAGGAGGCUACGACAACCGCGGAUACGGUGGUGGUGGCGACAACCGAGGAUACGGCAGUGGUGGCAACCGCAGCUAUGGCGGCGGUGGUGGUCGUGGGGGAGGGUCCACCAAAGAGUGGUCGCAUGUCGAGAAGCGCAAUGACGCUACCGAACUCGCUCUCUUCGGAGUGCCCACUACAGGAAUCAAUUUCGACAAUUACGAUGACAUCCCCGUCGAAGCCACCGGCAACGACCCCCCCGAGGGUAUCAAGUCUUUCGAAGAGGGAGGUCUUGAAGAAGUCAUCCUCGAGAAUGUGCUCAUGGCACGCUACACCAAACCAACACCCGUGCAAAAGCACUCUAUUCCCAUUGUCUGUGGUGGACGUGAUCUGAUGGCGUGUGCCCAGACAGGUUCAGGAAAGACCGCAGCGUUCUUGGUCCCUACACUAUCCAACAUCUGGAAGUCCGGCCCCGCCCCCGCCGAUGCCGGCCAGGGUGGCAACUACUCGCGCAGACCCAGACAGUUCCCCUCCGCUUUGGUCCUCUCCCCAACCCGUGAAUUGGCGUCUCAGAUCUUUGAGGAGUCGAAGAAGUUCUCCUACCGAACUCAGAUGCGAUGCUGUGUCGUCUACGGAGGAGCCGAUGUGGGCCAGCAAAUGCGUGAGCUGGAUCGCGGGUGCCAUGUGAUUGUGGCCACCCCCGGUCGUUUGGUCGAUAUGAUUGAACGUGGCAAGAUUGCUCUGGACUACUGUCGCUUCUUGAUUCUGGAUGAGGCCGAUCGCAUGUUGGAUAUGGGUUUUGAGCCCCAAAUUCGUCGUAUCGUCGAGUGCGAGGGUAUGCCCGGCAAGCAAGAUCGUCAGACACUGAUGUUCAGCGCUACCUUUCCCAAGGAGAUCCAGAUGCUUGCACGUGAUUUCCUUGAAGAUUACAUCUAUCUGGUUGUCGGACGUGUUGGUUCCACUUCCGAAAACAUCACACAGCGUAUGCACUUCCUCAUGGAGCAAGACAAGCGUGACACCCUCCUCGAUCUGCUUGCCACAGAGGCUGAUCAGGGCGAACUCGGCCUCACCCUUGUGUUCGUCGAGACCAAGCGUGGUGCCGACGCCCUAGAGGACUUCCUAUUGCGCAACCGCUUCGAAUGCUCCAGUAUCCAUGGAGACCGUUCGCAAAGAGAAAGAGAAGACGCGCUCAAGGCCUUCCGAUCCGGCCGCGCGCCCAUCUUGGUGGCCACCGCUGUGGCUGCGCGUGGGUUGGAUAUCCCCAAUGUCACGCACGUGGUGAACUACGACUUGCCGACCGACAUUGACGAGUAUGUCCACCGUAUCGGACGUACCGGCCGUGUCGGUAACCUGGGUGUCGCCACCUCUCUCUUCACCGAGAAGAACCGCAACAUCGCAGGCCGCCUAGUCGAGCUACUCAGCGAAGCCAACCAGGAAGUACCCACAUGGAUGGAACAGAUGGCCCGAGGCUCGGGCCGCAGCUACGGAGGGGGUCGUGGCGGUCGAUCCACCAACAAGGAUUUCCGAUCGGACUUUGACAAUUCCAGCCGUAACACCGGUGGAGGGGGUGGUCGCUCGGGUGGGGGUGGCGGCCGCUCGGGUGGUGGUAACAAGGGCAACUUCGGGGGGGGUGGUGACCCCUGGGGCUCGGGUGGUGGCUCGUAUGGCGGCAACUACGGUGGUGGAGGGUCUGACCAGUGGUGGUAGGAGGCCGGUCUUGGCUGAGUGUUGCCGUGUAAAUUAGAAAUUAGGUGGUUGGGAGAUAUUGGCCUAGAAGCGAGGCAGGUGGUUGUAUGGGGGUUUUAUGAAGCCUUUAAUCGGUGGCUGGUUAGGUCUAGAACCUACAGACGCUAUACUUCUACUGCCUGUGGUGUGGGUUGUAUGGUGGUGUGCUUUUGUCACGCUGAAGUAUUAUAUCUUCUAAAUACACACCCCCGGCCUUCGUUGGGAUCCACGGCAUCCCGGAACAUCAUGUUCCGUUCUUUAUAUUAUGUACACAGGGUCUGUGAACCAACGUGCACGUCAGUCUAUCUCUGGAUUGGCAUGGUGCAUGUUUGUAUGGUGGUAUGGACCUCAUUUUACACACACCUCUGUUUCAUACUGUAAGACGAAACGGUCGCGUAUUUGGAGAGGUUUGUGCUAUAUAUUAAAUCAGAUCACAACUAUGAAACUCCGAACCGAUGAGCCGCAACUACAAUAAGCAUCACGACUGUGAUCAACGAAAUCCGUGUUACGUAUCUUGACGAUCGCCUUUGCAAACGUAGAGAGUGUCUUGUGGACCAUGACACCGACAAUCUAUGCAGAGCGAAGGAGAGAAGUCGUAAUAUUGAAUUUGGUCUUUUGGGCGCAGUUUCUCAGUUUGGGAGGAUCCAUUACAGUUCUCAUUGGCAUGUCAUGACAAUCGAAAUGGACACUCGCAACGGGGAUGGGCAUACUGAGGUUGCCAGGAUUAGAAACUGAGAGGGGAGCACCGUUUGUACACAUGCAUACAUAUGCGCGCUAGUGCAGUCGCACAAGGGCACGCACGGUGGUUCCUACAGGUGGUUUUGGAUUGGGAAGCAAAUAUUAAUAGAUUAGGCUCGGAUAUCAGCACAGUCCAUCGGAUAGGCUAGAAGAAUUUUCGCAGCGAUACUAGACUCGACGCGGAGAUUAAGCGCUGAAUUGAAUAAAUUGUAAACUGAAUCUGUA
Sphaeroforma arctica JP610 is the source of this 2946-nucleotide messenger RNA. RefSeq lists its product as hypothetical. NCBI's taxonomy places the organism in Eukaryota, Ichthyosporea, Ichthyophonida. Gene Ontology annotation, molecular function: ATP binding; RNA binding; RNA helicase activity. The record is from RefSeq and is a predicted model, not a curated record. Gene Ontology annotation, biological process: cell differentiation; gamete generation. Gene Ontology annotation, cellular component: nucleus. The transcript has 9 exons. Bases 1 to 1965 code for a protein of 654 amino acids.